AUGAGGAUAAUCUUAGAAACCCCCUGUACCCCUGAAAACGUGGACUACACAUACUCCUGCGAGACGGGCAUGGCCUCCCUGAGCUGGAACGAGACUUUGGGCAGGAAGAGUUUCUAUGCCCAUGUCCAUUCUGAAGACCACAUGGCCUCCUGCAGCACCACCCAGACUGACUGCUCCCUCCCCCCCCUGCUCUGCGGCCGCAUGUACGAUGUGAAAGUGAUCACUGUGGCUGACCACUGCAACAGCAGCGUGCCGGGUGUGACGCAGAUACAGACAGCCCCCUGUGCUCCCAUGAAUGUCAGUGCCUCUCUGGUUUGUGACAACAACACGGCGGCGGUGAGCUGGCUACACAGUCCCGGUGCGGUGUCGUACACAGUGACAGCACGAGGCCAAGAUGGCGAUAUCAAACAGUGCACCUCAAACAGCACACACUGUCAGCUACCCAACAUGCACUGCGCCCAGACUUACGUGAUCACUGUCACCCCUUUCUCCGAUCACUGCAAGGGCUCUGACAGCGAUCCACUCACCUACAUCGCAGGUCCCUGCCCGCCCACCAAUGUUCACGUGUCCCUGCAGUGUGCCGGUAACAUGGGCCUUGUGACGUGGGACGCUGCCCUGCAAGCAGAUCUCUAUGUGGCCACAGCGAUACCCUCUGAUUUGGAUGACCAUGCCCACAACUGCACCUCCAAUGGAACAAGCUGCUCUCUCACGGACCUCCACUGUGGCGAGACAGCUGUUGUCACGGUGGUCACCGUAGAGAGGGGCUGCCGGAGCAAACCCAGCCUGCCUUUCACUUUCCAUUCAGUCAUCUGUCCACCACCUGUUGUGACUGGUGUGACAAAUUGCGAGAACAAUGACAUCACAGUAAGCUGGGACCAGAGUCCAGAGAGUGGUGCUACCUACUUAGUCCACUCUCAGAAAGACGGUGGGGCCAGUGUCAACUACUCUACAGACCAGACGUCACAUGUGAUCACCGGGCUGCAAUGUGGUGAUUUGUAUACGCUGACAGUGGCAGCCAAGGACAAUCAGUGCACCAGCGUUCCCAGCAAGCCUAUAUAUACUGAAACAGCUCCAUGCCCUCCGACCAACCUGACUGCCACGGCCGAAUGUGGCACCAACUUGGGAACGCUGACCUGGGCGCCGAGUACUCACGCUAUCUACUACACAGCUAAAGUGACUGGUACCCACGGACACGUAGUUUCCUGUUCCUCCAACUCAACAACCUGCUCAGUAAAGCUGGACUGUGGACAUCAGUACUCAGCAUUUGUGGUGGCUUCCAGUGCGACAUGCAACAGCAGCAAGGGUGCCACCUUAACUUUUGCCUCAGCUCCCUGCUUACCUGACAGGGUGGUAGCGGAGCUCGACUGCCAGGUGAACUCCUUCGUGGUGCAGUGGAGGGGGAGCAUUGGCGAUGUCGGCUCUUACACUGCCAUGGCAAUCGGCAGUGACAACACCCGUGCAACCUGUAACACCACUGACACAAACUGCACCAUCAAGAACCUAAAAUGUGGCCUCACCUACAGUCUCGUCGUUACUACAUCGUCAGUCGAUUGUGGCACCAUCACGGGCUCCGACUACAUGAUGCAGUCAGCCCCCUGUAAACCAAACAGUGUGUUGGUGAAUCUGCAGUGCAGCACUAAUGUGGCGUCAGUGACCUGGGGAAACUCGGGUCCAAAUCAGACCCAGAUGGUGUCAGCGGUGGACAGCAGAGGACUGAUCACCACCUGUAACUCCAGCAGCUCCAACUGCACCUUCGACCAGCUGAACUGCGGAGAGAGCUAUGCUAUCAGUGUGGUCGGACACACAGAUACAUGCAGCAGUGAACCGGCUCUCGCAGAAAGGCUCAACACUGCUCCGUGUGUUCCUACUCACCUCACAGCACGAGUGGACUGUCAUACUGGCAUCACUGUGGUGACGUGGGACGCAGCACGUGGCGCCAGAUCUUACACCGUCUAUGCUCGGGGCAGUCUCGGCUACAACGCCGAAUGUAACAGCACUGACACCAACUGUCAUUUCCCCAACCUGGCGUGUGGGCAGGAUUACUCGAUUACCGUGGUGGCUCGCCAUGACUCCUGCGUCAGUUUGGUCAGCGAGCCCAUCAACGCCACCACAGGACCUUGCCCCCACAGUGGUCUGAAGACUACACUGGACUGUAACACCAACACAGCUGUGGUGUCUUGGACGCCCGGCAGUGGUAUUCUGUACUACAACGCCUCGGCCGAUGCCUUUGCCAUCACACACCAGAUGACUUGCUCCACCAACGGCUCCGCCUGUAACAUCAGUUCUCUGCGCUGCGGGGAGAGCUACAAGAUUAGCGUCAGUGGACAAGGACAGAACUGCCCCAGUCCUGCCCAAGACUGGCACCGAAUCAACACAGCUCCCUGCCCUCCCACCCUGUUGAGGGUCGACUCAUCCUGUGAAUCAAACAACAUCUCGGUGUCGUGGCAGGCCUCGCAGGGCUCAGUAACCUACAUGGCCGUAGCAGAGAAUGCGCAUGGCCGCCAGUGGUCCUGUAACACCAGCACCACCACCUGCCAGAUAUCUAGUCUCCCAUGUGGGCAGCAGUAUCAGGUCUACGUCGCUGGUCUUGAUGAAAAUUGUAUUGGAGCCAAGAGCAACGUUGAAAUGAUUCAUACAGCUCCAUGCGUGCCGCAGAACAUACAGAACAACCUCGACUGUCUGUCUGGUGUCCUCAACGUUACCUGGCAGUCUACAGGUUACGCUCCUCAGUUCCGUGCCUCUGUGGUGAGCAGCAACGGUCACGUCAGCAUCUGUGAGACGGAUAAACAUCACUGCGUAGUGCACAACAUGGAGUGCGGACUGACCUAUGACGUUACAGUUGUCGCCCAAGAUAAGGCCUGCAAUAGCUCCCACAGCCCCACAAAGCAGGUCAUUACAGCUCCCUGUCCUGUCACGUCCUACAUUCCCACUCUGGACUGUGACACCGGCGUUGUAUCUGUAACGUGGACCGACAGCGUCGCGGGGGUCGUGUACACGGUGUCGGCGAUUGACGCCACAGGUCGGCGACACAACUGUAGCAGUGAAACCAACUACUGUGAUCUCAGCACUCUGGAGUGUGGGAUGCAGUACAACGUUACCAUCACACCAUCCAGGAACGGAUGUGUGGGCAGAGACAGCCCCACAAAAACGAUCAUGACAGUUCCCUGCACACCUCACCUGUCUGAUGUGGAGAUUGACUGCCUGACAAACUCAGCUUGGGUGAUGUGGGAGGAGGCUGACGGCGUUAAAGACUAUGUCGUCUUAACAACAAACAGCGACGGUGACAUCCAGACAUUCGAGUGUAACUCCACCUCAGACGGGACGUGUGCUCUGCCGCCUCUGACUUGCAGCCAGAACCUCACCUUCACCCUCAAAGCCCAAAACCAGCAGUGCCUCAGUGCACCCAGCAAUGCUGUCAUGACUGAGACAGGUCCCUGUCCUCCCGAGGACGUGAAGAAGUCGGUGGGUUGCGACAACCGCACAGUCAGCAUCUCCUGGGAAUCCAUUCCUGGUGCUGUGACAUACACAGCCACGCUGGAGAACACAAACGGAGGCAGCACCUGCUGCACCACGUCGGACACCGGCUGUGACAUCACCGACCUGCCGUGUGGAGAAUUCUACGUCCUGCUCGUCACGGCUGAGGGACGAACCUGCAACAGCUCCCAGAGUUCAGGGGACAUAGUCAAGACAGUGCCGUGUGUUCCUGAUAACCUUGAAGCCAAACUGAGCUGCAGCGACAACGUGGCCUCCAUGUCAUGGAACUACAGCAAAGGAGGACAGCUUUACCAUGUGAGGGCCGUGAGUACCGAUGGCCACGUGGAUGAGUGCACCUCUCAUGAGAACCACUGUGAUCUGACAGGCCUGCGCUGCGGCCAGUACUACACAGCUAGUGUGAUUGCAGAGGACAGAGACUGCAGGAGCAAACCGAGCGACAGUGUGCAAAUCAAGACUGUGCCGUGCACUCCUGCAAAUGUCUCCUCCGUGGUGGACUGUAAGACCAGUGCUCUGACUGUGUCCUGGUCCGAGAGCUCGGGAGCCGAUUCGUACCUCGCCACAGUGCAGGACAGCAACGGUCAGACCACAACCUGCCAGGGCAUGACCGAGGGCUCCUGCAACGUGACGGGACUCGGCUGCGGUCAGAUCUACCACGUGUCUGUAGUCUCCUCUGAUGGAUACUGUGACAGCCCGCCCACCAAUGCGAUUGACACACCUUCAGUCCCCUGUAAACCGAGACACAUCGAGGCAGUCAUGGACUGCUACACACAGAAGGCUAUGGUGACCUGGUACCCAAGUGAUGGAGCUUCGUCGUACGUGGUCUUGGCCACCACCGCGUCAGGCCUCAAUGUCACCUGUGAGACGAACACCACCCACUGUGAUCUGGAAGAGCUGCCCUGUGGACAGAGCUACUCCAUCUCUGUCGAAGCUGUAGGAACGACCUGCGGCAGCAUCGCUCACAUGACAGGAAAGCUGGUCACUGAGCCGUGCAUCCCUAAACUCAUCAGCACCCAGUACAGCCUGACGAUCGGCCAAGUAUUGUGGGACAGGACCGCUGGUGCUGAUCACUACACAGUGGAAGGGGUGACAGAGCAGGGCCUCAUGGUCUCCUGUACCACCAACGACACCUACUGCGCCUUGUACAACAUGAAGUGCGGUCAGAUGUACAACAUCAGUGUCACGGCAAACAAUUAUGUGUGCCAAGAUGUGUCCAUCUCAACAGAUUCACUUAUGAUUAAGACCGAGCCUUGCCCGCCCAACAACGUUCAGACCGACGUGCGGUGUGAGAACAACACAGGGGUCAUGACAUGGGAGGCCAGUUUUGGUGCCGUGGGCUACGAGGCUCGUCUCGCAGGGCGUGACGGCCACUCCCUGUCCUGCCGCACCGAGGACACUUUCUGUAACGUAGAAGGCCUCCACUGUGGAGUGGUCUACUACACCAACGUCAUCGCCAUCGGAGAGACGCUCAACAGCAGCAUCUCUACCACCGUCCUGCUGGUCUCAGCUCCCUGUGCAGCAGGAAACGUGACAGUUAACAUGGACUGCUACAACAACACAGCCGAGGUCUCCUGGAGCUCGGCCAGUGGAGCCAGCUCUUACUUGGUGACCGCUGUAUCAGCUGAUGGCUCCUGGGCUUCAUGUGAGACUGCCGAGGGCCAGUGUGAUCUGACAGAGCUACAGUGUGGUCAGAUGUAUAACGUCAGCCUUGCGGCCAUCAGCGACCACUGCCAGACUGAUACAAACAGUCAUGUCACUUUUAACACAGGGCCAUGUAAACCUUUGCGUGUUGGAGCGGACCUGCAGUGUGGGAUGAGCACAGCCAACAUGUACUGGGAGGAAACAGAGGGAGUGGAGCUUUACAUGGCUACUGCCACCUCCAGCACAGGGAUGACUCUGAAAUGCAACUCCACCAACUCCACCUGCCAGUUCUCCAACUUGGACUGCGGGGAAACCUAUGAAUUCUCCGUAACUGCGUUCAGUAACAUGUGCUACAGCGAAAUCAGCGGCACUGCGGAGGUUCAGACAGAACCCUGCCAGCCAGCUGACCUAACAAUUGACGGGUCGUGUUACAAUGAGACGGUGGUACUGGAUUGGUCGGCAGCUAAAGGUGCAUUAGUCUAUGAGGUGACAGCUACGGGAGACCUGGGAUACGUCACGUCUUUCCAAACCAAUGACACAACGAUAGAGGCUGAGCUGCCUUGUGGACAGCUGUUUACUUUCACUGUGAAGGCUCAGGAUGAUCAAUGUGACAGUGCUGAGAGCCAGCCUAAAGAGUUUAAGACAGGCCCCUGUGUACCCCGGCAUGUACAGAGCUUUACACACUGCGAGGACAGUCUGGGAUCAGUCAGCUGGGCUGAGAGCGACGGGGCAGACUCCUACCUGGCCAUCGCAGUGGGACAGGACGGCCACACCCACAUGUGCAGCACAAACACCACCAGUUGCACCUGGGAUGACCUGCACUGUGGCGAGCAGUACACAGUUCAUGUCAUCGCCAACGACUACCUGUGCAGCAGCAUGCCGAGCAACAGGACUUCAAUACGGAUGGCACCCUGCAUACCACAAAAUCUAGAAUCAUCUCUUAACUGCACUAUGAAGGUGGGUUCGCUGAGCUGGAGUGCAAGUGAAACCGCAUCGUUCUACAUUGUGACGGCAGAGACAAACAACGGCCACAAAAUGCAGCUCAGCACCAACGACACCUGGACGUACAUUUCUGAGUUCCAGUGCGGCCAGGAGUACUUCUUGUCUGUUCAGGCCGUAGACUCUGUUUGCACAAGCCGUCCCAGUGUGCCGUCAAAGCUGGAGUCAGAGCCUUGCCCUCCCACCGGCGUCUCCAGCUUCAUGAACUGCCUCUCCAACAUUGCUGUUAUAUCGUGGACCGGCUCGGCUGGCGCGCAGUUUUACACCGCCACAGUGACGCAGGAAGACGGCCAAUCACAAAGCUGCUGGUCUGACAGUGAGCACUGCGGCAUGCCAAAUGUCCACUGCGGACAGAACUACACGGUGACAGUUGUCGCCUCCAACGAGAAGUGCAACUCUUACCCCAGUAAGGCCGACACACUGCAGUCAGUUCCUUGUGUUCCUACUGAUGUGAAUGUGAAGAUGAACUGUUCUAAAAAUCAGGCUCUCGUGUCCUGGAGUGCCAGCAAGGGGGCGUUGUCUUACAAAGUGACAGCUCAGAGCACACAGGGAGCCGUGUCCUCCUGUGAGAGUAAAGACCCGAUGUGCAUCUUGACCAACUUGACCUGCGGACAAUCUUAUACUGUCCAGGUGGUGGCGCAGGACGACAUCUGCUCCAGUUUGCCCAGCCCAGCUGCCGAGUUCAAAUCAGUUCCCUGCAUACCCAAAAUUGGCUCAGUGGUUGUGGACUGCUUCACCAACUCGGCCCUGUUGGACUGGGACUUCGCUUUGGGGGCCUUGCACUACACCGCAACAGCCCGGUCCUCCAGCGGCCAUGUUUCCACUUGCAAAUCCAACUUCACCAACUGUGAGCUGGAGAACCUGCAGUGCGGCCAGACCUAUGAUGUGAUCACUGUGGCCUCAAAUGAGAAGUGUGACAGCCCACCCAGCUCCAGUUUGCAGGUGGAAUCAGUGCCUUGUCCUCCUGAGGAUGUUGUGGUUGCACUGAACUGCUCUACUAACACGGCCCUCGUGGAGUGGCAGGCCAGCAAGGGAGCUGAUUCCUACAUCGUCCAAGCCUUCGGCGUGGAGGAACAUGAAUCUGGCUGCGAGACAGACUCAGGUUCCUGCGUCCUCUCUGAUCUCUUGUGUGGCUUCACCUACAACAUCACUGUGAUCGCCGUCAACAACGUGUGCAAUGUGUCGCAGAGUGACAUGAAACAGCUACAAGCAGUGCCUUGUGCACCGCAGCAGGUGGAGGCUCGGGUGGCUUGUGAGUCUGGUGCCGUGGCGGUCUCAUGGGAGCCAAGCAGAGGGGCAUUAUCCUACACCACAGUCGCCCAGGGCAACGGUGGCUACGAGUCAACAUGCAACAGCAACGACACAACAUGCCUGUUCAACGACUUGCUGUGUGGCCUCAACUACUCCAUCAUUGUUAAGGCCUUAGAUGAGACGUGUGACAGUGCUGAAAGUUCUGCUGUUGUGAUCAGCAAAGGGCCGUGCGUACCACAGAAGGUAACAGCAGAGAUGGUGUGCGGCAAUGACACAGGUGUGGUGUCAUGGGAAGAAGGAGAGGGUGUGUCCUCCUACAUGGUGCGAGCUUCGGGACCCAAUGGUCACAGGAUCCAGUGUAACACUGCUGAAACCAUUUGCGAACUACCCAACAUGCAAUGUGGCCAACUCUACAACUUGACACUGACAGCUCAGGAUGGACAGUGUGACAACAGUCACGCUUACCUCAACUUGCAGUCAGUGCCUUGCAGGCCCACCAAUGUCAAGGCGUCUCUACUGUGCCGCUCAAAUUCAGCUGCGGUGACAUGGGAGCCAGCCAGUGGAGCUGUCUCCUAUCUUGCUGUGGGUGUCACAGAGGACGGAGGCCACCGGAUUGAGUGCAACAACACCAUGACCCACUGUGACCUGAGCGGCCUGCAGUGUGGACAGACCUACAACGUGAGCGUGUUCAGCCGGGAUGAGUCCUGCUCCAGCGUGGAGAGCGACAAGGCUUACGUGCGAACAGCCCCCUGUGCACCACAGAACGUGACAAUUGAUGCCCAGUGUGAUGAAGGCGCUAUGACCGUGUCCUGGUCACCCAACCCUGAUGCACAGUACUUCCACGUGGCAGCAGUGAGCAACAAAGGGGCGAGACUCUACUGUAACUCGAGUGGCACAGUCUGCACCAUAGAAAAUCUACCAUGUGGACAGAGCUACAACGUUACUGUGUUGUCUGUAAGAGAUGACUGCGAGAGCAAGCCGAGCCCUACCGUUGUGACUUCUUCAGCUCCAUGUGUGCCCAGCAACACCAAAGGCCGCCUGGACUGCGUAUCUAAUUCUGCCUGGGUGACUUGGGACGACUCAGAAGGAGCCCUCAGCUAUACCGUGCUGGCCCAGGGGGUCGGAGGUCACAACUCUACCUGUACUACCGCCUCCUCUCCCUGUAAUGUGCCAGAUCUGAAAUGUGGGACGCUUUACACCUUCCAUGUCACUGCUGUCAACGAACACUGCCGCAGUGAUAACAGCACCACCUUUGAGCUCGAGACAGGUCCUUGUGCUCUAACGUCCAUCAGUGCAGUGACAGGAUGCAACAGUGACACAAUCCUGGUUGAAUGGGAGCUGAAUCAGGACACACCUAUCUACCUGGUGACCGCCGAGGGCCACGACCAGACCCUCAUUUCCUGUAACAGCACCUCCAAUUCAUGUGUGCUCCAGGAUAUUCGCUGUGGCAUGCACUACAGCAUCAUUGUAUCAGCUUCUUCUGAUAAGUGCAGCAGCCUCAGAAGUCCACCAAAGAAGAUUAAAACAGCGCCCUGUGUCCCAGACAACGUGACAGUGGCACCAUCAUGUGAGGAGAAUGGAGCCACGGUGACGUGGGCCGACUCCCCUGUGGCCACAUCCUACCUGCUGACAGCAACAGGAAGGGACGGACACGUCACGAAAUGCAACUCCUUAGUGAACAACUGCACCCUUGCUAAUCUGCACUGCGGACAGCCGUACAACUUGAGCAUCACUGCCAGUGGAGACAACUGCACCAGCCCGCCCAGGACCACAUCCUUCAGAACAGUGCCCUGUGAGCCCUCCGGUCUAGCAGUGGAUAUCGAAUGCAAGACCAACUCUGCCACCCUUUCUUGGAGUGCCAGUGAGGGUGCUGUGAAGUAUUUUGGCUGUGCCCAACAUAUGGGUGGAGACGCGUUUUACUGUGAUAGCACCGACACCUCCUGCACCAUCGAAGGCCUGGAAUGUGGCGGCAUGUACAAUUUCUCCGUUGAAGCCUCGAAUGGCGUUUGCAACAGCUCGUUCAGUGCACCUCUGCAGGCUGGAGCAGCUCCGUGUGCUCCGACUGGUCUGAAUGUCCGGAUGCAGGAGAGUAGCCAAACUUACUGGGCCAUGACGUCAUGGGACAGCGUCAACUGUUCCGAAGUCGAGUACUUGGUGGAGAUAACCGGUCGAAUCCAAAACAACCCACAGGCCCUGAUGGAGAUCUCUUCUUAUUGGUCGCCCAGGAAAUAUUUUGAGUUCCCAUUGCCUUGCAGCACAGUUUAUAACAUCACUGUACGCUCCAGAAACUCAGCCGGGAUCAGCAAUCCUUCCAACGCCCUUACUGGAGUCACAGCGCCCUGUGCUCCACAGAAUGUGAAAUACUCUGGUAACAGACAGUCUCCUGUGCUUUCCUGGGAGGCGUCGGUGUUUGCCACACGGUACAUUGUCUACAAUGUGUCGAGCGCAGGCCGUGUCAAGGUUUGCAACACCACAGGGCUCUCCUGCUCGCUGACCAACUUUGAUCCUCACACCAUCGAAGUGACGGCCAGCAACGCCGUAGGACAGAGCAACCCUACCAGCAAUAUUACAGGUCCAGUAGGAACUCGGAGAAGAAGAGAUUUACGGGCUACUCAGGUCUAUGCCAAUUUAGACAGAGAUCUUGAAACUCCAGAGGUGUUGACCGUAACAGUAGGUGGAGUUUCCUUGUAUGUGAAGUGGACGACAGUGAAGGACGCGUCUCAGUAUAUGCUCGUCAUUGAGGAGGAACAGAGAGAGCAGCGGGCCAAUCAGCCGCCUAGAGUGAGAACCGUGGAAGGUGAUUUUUACAUAGAGACUGACCUCAGGCCCCGGACCACCUACUGCGUCAGGCUUGCAGCCAAAAACGCCAUCAGCCAAAGCAACUACUCCAGGCCAAAGUGCAGAACCACUGGUGCCUCCUAAUGAAAGGACUGGACUAAGCAGAAAUACCAUUAUAUGGCUUAUAUGUUUAUUGUCUCCACUCAGUAGCAUCCUUAACAGAAUUGUUAUCGGUUCAAUCUUUAAACCUUUAGGGGGAAAAUUGUAAAAAGAAAGUAAAUACAACUACAAAGUUUUAAGAAAGGUCUUCUGUUUGGGGUACGUCUUACAUGUCACAAAUAAAUUAAGAUCAAACAUGAGGAGAACUUUAGAUUGGAAUACUUAUAAAUCUUUGAUAGCAAUAGGUUAUAUACAUUAUCAUAAUUGUGGCUGGUAUCAUAGCAGCAUGUGGCAUUUUAUCUGUCUAAGUAUUGAUGAAAUUAUAUUUAUCAAAAAUGGUUCUAUUUUUGAGGAAGGUUAUUAGAUUAUCUGGUUGAUUAUUAAACUGAAAGUAGUGUAAACAAAUAAAGUGAUAAUUUAUCAAGCAAUAUUUUUUAAAACCAUGCAGUAUAUUUUCUUUUUGAUGUACUAUAUGACUUCUCAUUUUGUGAACCAUUUGCCAGAUCUUUUUUAACAGUCUCAGAAGCUGAAGAAAAUCUGUGAAACAUUAAACACCCCUCUGUAUAAACAUCAUUGUUGACAAUUUUCUUUUUCUUAAAAACUUCAGUGUGUGUUUAUAUGUUUGUGUAGUGCUGAACUGGUAACUGAAGGAAUCAUGGCAUGUUAACUUUAUUUUUCUUAUUUUGAGAAUGUCCAUUCUACAAGGUGUAGAACAUUGUGAGUGUCAAUAAUAUCAGCAGUCCAUCAAAACUAAAUAUGCCGCACAAAAAAUUGUUUAAUUUUUAUGGAGAUGUCAACUUUAUUCCAUGCAGUUUGAUUUUUAGUCAGACCAUUAAACAGACAGGACCAUGGAGACUGAAUGUCUAUUACUGAUUUCCCUUUUCUAAUAGGAAACCUGCACUACGACCUACAGCAGCCAGUGUUCAGUCACAACAAAGCUUCUGUGAAACACUGUAAAAAAAUUCUGACUCUUCUUGUGUCUAGAAAAAUUUCUGCGUAUUUCUGCGUUUUCUUGAGUAAUAAAAGGCCAGAUUAUAUAAUAA
Thunnus maccoyii (southern bluefin tuna) is the source of this 11363-nucleotide messenger RNA. RefSeq lists its product as uncharacterized. The transcript is spliced from 42 exons. Bases 1 to 10305 code for a protein of 3434 amino acids. Lineage: Eukaryota; Metazoa; Chordata; Actinopteri; Scombriformes; Scombridae. The record is from RefSeq and is a predicted model, not a curated record. Gene Ontology annotation, molecular function: protein binding.